UGGAACUCACUCCUCCUCACACCAUAUCGACUACGCUUCUCCCACGUGUCAAGUCCUAUGUCUGGUAAUGAUUAGUACAGCCAUUGCCUUUUACUUGAUGAACCGGGAGUAGUACCGCGAUCGCGUUUCAUGGAGAGUCCACCCACUUUUGUAUUCAUUUUCGCGUUUUAAGAGAGUCGCUCCUUCGGGGACCGCCCACCUCCCCCUCCAGCCACAUCGCCCAGGAAUAGAUAGAUCUUGCGACGUCCACAACCGGCACCUACCUAUUUUUCUCCGUCUAGGUACCUUAGUCAACACUCUGUCAAACUACCUAUUCGACGUCCACGGUCCAACCCAUCACGCGUCGAUUGUUCCACGCGUUGUUCAACCCGACCGGUCAGCUAUAGUAUCGGUCGUAAGUCUACCCGUCGAGACCGCGAGUUCCUCUGCUCUCUUGUCGCAUCGGGAGAAGAAAGUGCGGUCUGGCAAGAGGAAAACAGAAGCACAACGCUCGCCAUGGAAGAAACCAACGGAAUCUCGCCUCUUCCAACCACCCUCGAGGCCGAACCGGUGCCGCGUCCCAGUUCUACCUCGACCAACGAAUCCGUACCUCAGUUACCGGGGAUCUCAUCGCUCUCUUCGGUCAAUUCAGCCACCAACUCACCACAAAUGAGACCGACAACCGCUGCCCUUCCUCCCCAAGAUCCCUCUCGGACGACAACACCGCAACCUAUGUCGCAACCGGCACCACCACCACAGCCGACACCACAACCGGCACCGCAACCGGCACCGCAACCCGCACCACAACAGGUACAAGAACUACCAGUCCAGACCCAGCAGCAGCAGCACCAGGCACAACAACAACAGCAGCAGCAGCAGCUACAGCCACAGCCCGUGUUACUUCCUGGCCCGUCGCCUACUCCUGCAAUUGCUGGAAGAGGACCGGGUCCUCAAACUGUAAGGAAUCCCCUCCGUUGCGCCAAAUCACACUUCGUCCCACACAUUCUUGUCUGUUCGCUUGCUUUUCUUUUUACGCACUU
Messenger RNA from Sodiomyces alkalinus F11, 1019 nucleotides. RefSeq lists its product as hypothetical. NCBI's taxonomy places the organism in Eukaryota, Fungi, Ascomycota, Sordariomycetes, Glomerellales, Plectosphaerellaceae. The transcript has 2 exons. The annotation marks the transcript as partial. The record is from RefSeq and is a predicted model, not a curated record.